AAACAUGGUCAGCUAUUUUACCUUUCCCAUUUGGUCAAAACCCUAGAAAAUAUAAAUACUCUCAAUUUGCAACCAACCCCGUCGGAGCUCCGGCGACCCGACACAUCGUUAUCUAUUCAACCCAAACUCAUUCAGGUUUGGCGCGAUGUGGAGAUCGGUGGCAAUGGUGAAAUUGGUGAGGCGUGUGAGUCAAUUUGACCUUGUUAGAGCUCAAACCUUGAGCUACUGUACAAUGGCGCAGGGUAGAAAUCCGAGUUUAAAUAACGGGAGCAGAAUGCCAUCAGAUGAUGAUGGAUCGAAUGGUGUCUCUAUGUCUAAGAAUCUAGGAAAGGAUAUUAAGCACAGAAUAGGGAAGAAUGUUUCUAAAAGGGAUAGGGUCAGCUUUUUAGUGAGCACGCUUCUUGAUCUCCAGGACAGUAAAGAAGCUGUUUACGGGACACUAGAUUCAUGGGCUGCUUGGGAACGGGAGUUCCCUAUUGGACAUUUGAAGCAGGCUCUUAUUGCUCUAGAAAAAGAACAACAGUGGCAUAGAGUCGUUCAAGUGAUUAAAUGGAUGUUGAGUAAGGGUCAGGGGACAACAAUGAAUACAUAUGGGCAGCUGAUUAGAGCAUUGGAUAUGGACCACAGAGUGAAAGAAGCACAUGAGAUUUGGGUAAAGAAAGUUGGUGAUGAUCUGCAUUCAGUUCCAUGGCAGUUAUGUAAGCUUAUGAUAGGUGUAUAUUACCGAAACAACAUGCUGGAUAAAGUUGUGAAGCUUUCCAAAAGUAUGGAAGCUUAUGAUCGUAAGAUUUAUGAGAAGUCUGUUUUGAUGAAAAUUGCGGAUGCAUAUGAGAUGUUGGGCUUAGCUGAAGAGAAGAACCGCAUAUUGGAGAAACACAGUGAUUUGCUUGAUGAGACGUCAAAAAGACAUACCAAGCAAUCUCGAGGGAAACCGUCCAAGAAAAAGUGAGGAUUGGUAGUGCAAAUGGACAUGUCACUGUUUUCUCAACUUAUUCAUCAUAAGCUUCAGAACUAGUUGUAAAAUUAAUCGGCAGCAACAGUCAUGGUUAUUAUUCAGCUGGUAUUUUAGAUUAUGAAUGGUAUCUGUGCAUAAUAUAUUUGGAAGAAAAUAUAGUUUUGGCCUUCUACAGCUGUUGGUGCAAAUGGAAGCAUGUGUUAUUGUUGUCUCAACUGGGGACAGUCAUAUUUAUCAUUUAUCUGGUAAUUUGAUUCCAUGGAUUUUAUUCGGGCACAAUAUAUUUAUAAACAACAUACAGAAGUUGCUGGAGUUAUAGGUGGCGAUUAAUGUCACCAGGCAGGCGUUUGAAGGUCUUCUGAGUCUGAGACCUGAAUAUAACGUAGUUGCCUCUGGUAUUGGAGUUAUUCUUUGAGGACUCACUUGGAAUUUUUUCCUUCCUCAAUAUUUUACAGCUUUAUAAAGUUUGAAUUCAAGUUUGAUUACGAGCUUUA
Daucus carota subsp. sativus is the source of this 1449-nucleotide messenger RNA. Its product is annotated as pentatricopeptide repeat-containing protein At4g18975, chloroplastic. The record is from RefSeq and is a predicted model, not a curated record. Gene Ontology annotation, molecular function: protein binding. The transcript is spliced from 2 exons. The coding region runs from base 146 to 949 and encodes 267 amino acids. Lineage: Eukaryota; Viridiplantae; Streptophyta; Magnoliopsida; Apiales; Apiaceae.